Staurois parvus is the source of this 831-nucleotide messenger RNA. The record is from the annotation of a GenBank genome assembly. Lineage: Eukaryota; Metazoa; Chordata; Amphibia; Anura; Ranidae.
AAACCCCCCCUAGAUUGGUGGUCAGUGAAGAAACCUCCCUUAGAUUGGUGGUCAGUGAAGAAACCUCCCUUAGAUUGGUGGUCAGUGAAGAAACCUCCCUUAGAUUGGUGGUCAGUGAAGAAACCUCCCUUAGAUUGGUGGUCAGUGAAGAAACCUCCCUUAGAUUGGUGGUCAGUGAAGAAACCUCCCUUAGAUUGGUGGUCAGUGGAGAAACCUCCCUUAGAUUGGUGGUCAGUGGAGAAACCUCCCUUAGAUUGGUGGUCAGUGAAGAAACCUCCCUUAGAUUGGUGGUCAGUGAAGAAACCUCCCUUAGAUUGGUGGUCAGUGAAGAAACCUCCCUUAGAUUGGUGGUCAGUGAAGAAACCUCCCUUAGAUUGGUGGUCAGUGGAGAAACCUCCCUUAGAUUGGUGGUCAGUGAAGAAACCUCCCUUAGAUUGGUGGUCAGUGGAGAAACCUCCCUUAGAUUGGUGGUCAGUGAAGAAACCUCCCUUAGAUUGGUGGUCAGUGGAGAAACCUCCCUUAGAUUGGUGGUCAGUGGAGAAACCUCCCUUAGAUUGGUGGUCAGUGAAGAAACCUCCCUUAGAUUGGUGGUCAGUGAAGAAACCUCCCUUAGAUUGGUGGUCAGUGAAGAAACCUCCCUUAGAUUGGUGGUCAGUGAAGAAACCUCCCUUAGAUUGGUGGUCAGUGAAGAAACCUCCCUUAGAUUGGUGGUCAGUGGAGAAACCUCCCUUAGAUUGGUGGUCAGUGAAGAAACCUCCCUUAGAUUGGUGGUCAGUGAAGAAACCUCCCUUAGAUUGCAGGAAUGCACUGGACCUGCUAGCACUGAUGUGA